Messenger RNA from Culex quinquefasciatus (southern house mosquito), 3500 nucleotides. Its product is annotated as USP6 N-terminal-like protein. Bases 1354 to 3036 code for a protein of 560 amino acids. NCBI's taxonomy places the organism in Eukaryota, Metazoa, Arthropoda, Insecta, Diptera, Culicidae. The record is from RefSeq and is a predicted model, not a curated record. The transcript has 6 exons.
GCAUCUCUUCCUCUUAGGUUUGUGCUGCUCGGUGGUUCAGUUGUGUUUUUUUUUCGUUUGCUGGUGGAAAGGGUAAAAAUUCGCGAGUUUUGUGUGUGGACUUUGGGAGGCGACUAGUUUUCCCACAUUUUCCUCUUAUUUCGCAUCGUUUUGGCACCUCGGAGGUGCGAACAUUGUUCUGUAAAGUGCACACUCAUUGGUUUAAAACCUGGAAAAGUGGUUCACAGGUGGCAUGAUUUGGUGAUUUUUCGGGAAGAGAACAAUCUUGGCGUUGUUGCGUUUCUUGAAUGCCUCUUUUUUCCUCCUUUGAUUCUCUUGCUUGACUCGCAAGACCGUUUUCGUUGGCGCUGCUGCCCCUCCCGUCUGGUCGUUUGUGCUGCUGCGGUGAAGAAAAUUCAGUCUACGCGAAACAAGUUCGCGACUUUUACGCCACUGUGUGUGUGUAUGACUUUCCGCGUUUGUCGAAACGCUGCUGCUGGAUCACGUUUUUGGCUCGGAGGCUGCGGCUAGUCUCCAUCUCUCUGUAUUUGUUGCAGGGACGGCCGAGCAGCUCACAACAUACUUCAUGCCAGCAGUGUCGAGUUGAACAGGCGCUCGACGUUGAUCAUCGCAGCAGCAGCACCAAGUUAUUGCCUCAGUCAGUGGGCUUUCGAUUUCGUUACCCGCCUAGUGUGUAAAGUGUAUAAGGGGCGCACAAUUACCCAAGAAGAAAUAAUUUCGUUCUGUAAUUACGCCGAGAAGAGGUGGGGAAGACGAAGCAUACCUGAUACUGUAGGUGUACGAAGAGCUGGGGAUUAAGUCAAGGAAUCGGGAGGAGAUAAGGCUUCCUCAAGUGUUGUGAAUUUUGUGGUUCCUACGCGUUGGCGAAAUAAAGAAGCAGCGAAAAAAAAAUAAUCGCCUAAACACAUAUCUCAAGAGUGUCUGUGGGUGUGGGUUUUGUGUGAAACCGGGAAGAGAAUCUAAUUUCGAGUGGUGGCAUAUGCAAAGCAGCAGCAGCAGUAGAUUUCAAAGUUCAGUGACCAGCGGCAGAACCAGGAAGCGAGGAGAGUUUUUGGCAGCUGCAGAGUCUAGUAGUUCUCUCGCAAUUCAGCUCAGCUGCACGCAGACGAAACAGGUGCCCCUUGCUUACGUACUUGAACCGUCGCACCUGCACGCGCCGCGAACGUCCCAAAGUUUGCAGAAACGAAACAGGGCAGAUCGUGUGCUGGGUUGGGUGACGAAGAAAGGAACCAGACUGACCGAGUUCUGACGCGAUGGAAGCAGGUUGGGUGGAACGAGGCCAGGUUGGACGACGGUGAUAGCUGCGAGCGCUGAGCUGAAAAGUGGUGCAACAAAUCAACCCCCCCGGACGAGAUGAUGAACGAUGAGGACACCGUCGACAAGCGGAUUCUGCUGGAGCGGGCCAACGCCGAGCGGGAGGCCAUCUUCCAGCGGUACGACCGGGGCCGCAAAAACGUCGACAUUGACUCGUGGGACGAUCCGGUCUUCGAGAUCUACUCGCAAGCCGACCGGUACGGCUUUCUGCACCCCGAAAAGGAGCGACCCGAUCGGGACGACCUGGAGAUGGCCCGCCGCAAGCAGAUCGAGGUCGAACGGACGAAAAAGUGGCUCAAAAUGCGCAAAAACUGGACCAGCGCCGAAACGAAGGAACGCCUCCAGCGACGCGUGAUGAAGGGCAUUCCGGAUCGGUUACGGGCGGACAUUUGGAAAAAGUUCCUCAACAUCGAGGAGGCGGUCAAGGACAACGCGGGAGUGUACGACAAAAUGCUGAAAUUCGCCCGCCAGUACAGUCCGGACAUCCGGCAGAUCGAUUUCGACGUGAACCGGCAGUUCCGGAACCAUAUCAACUACCGCGAGCGGUACAGCGUCAAGCAGCAGAGUCUGUUCCGGGUGCUGGCCGCGUACAGCAUGUACAACAUGGAGGUCGGCUACUGCCAGGGCAUGUCCACUGUGGCGGGGGUCCUGCUGAUGUACUUUGACGAGGAGGACACCUUUUGGGCGUUGAACGCGUUGCUGUCGAACGAGCGGUACGCCAUGCACGGGCUGUACGUGGAGGGCUUCCCGAAGCUGAUGCGGUUUCUGCAGCACCACGACAAGAUUCUCACCAAGUGUAUGCCGAAGGUGAAGAAGCACCUGGACAAGCACGGCAUGGACUCGGUGCUGUACUCGCUCAAGUGGUUCUUCGUGAUCUUUAUCGAGAGGAUACCGUUCAGCUUGUGCCUGCGCGUGUGGGACAUCUACAUGUUGUUUGGGGAGCGCGUGCUCACCGCCAUGGCCUACACCAUCCUCAAGAUCCACAAGGUGAAGCUGCUGCGCAUGAAGGACAUGGACCAGAUCACCGAGUUCCUGCAGACGACGCUGUACAAGGCGUUCGGGCACGACGACGACACUGUGAUAAAAACCCUGCAGCUGGCGAUGUACGAGCUGAAGAAGCUCAACCUGGACAAGCUGCCGCCGGCCCCGGUCAGCGAAGGACCCAAGUUCCCGUUCGGGCAGUUUAUCGAGCCGACGCUGGAGACCAAGAUCGGCCAUCGAAACGAAAAGUUCACCGAAAAGGAAACGGAACUGAAGGAAACGGUUCUGUACCGGAGCGAAUCGAAGAAUGACCAAGAUGAGGAGGAGGAGGAGGAGGACGGCGAGAGGGAAAACGAAGAGGACGAACGGACGGAACGCGACUGCGAUGACAUCACGGAGGACACGAUCAGCAACCUGCAUACAGAUUACGACGAGGGCAGCAUCACGAAGCAGUCGCUAACGGGGACAUCGGUCACGUCCACCAACGACGUCAGCAUCGCGUCGUACGAGCGUACCUGUGAUAUCUUCCGGCUGGCCUCGGCCCAAAACGGUGGCCCGCUGUGCGGCGGUGGCAGCAUCGAGGACAACGUAAGCAUCCUGUCCACGCAGCUGGACCUGUGCUCGCUGCCGAGUGACCACGCGGUUCCGCCGCCGGAGAUUGUGCUGGUACCGCCCGAGGAAGUCGGGGACGAUGGGGACGAGGACGACGACGAGGUUACCGAGAAGCAGCUGUCCGAGUAGGAGCUGUCUCCAGCCAGACAAACCCGCCGUCCAAGCAAGAUAGAAAACAAAAAAAAACUAGCAACACUGCCAACACACAACGUGGACCUCGUAGAUUUUUGUUCUUUUUUGAAACUAAUCAGAUUGUUGUGAAUCGUGACAAACAAUAUGCCAUCGGGAAAUGAGUGAUCAUACAGCAAUAAAGCAAAAAAAAAAAAAAAUCUCUCGCGAAAACAAUAUUGGAGAUGCAUUUUUGUCGUACUCUACAUAGUUUAUAAGAAAAAGCUAGCGCGUAAGUUCGUUUUUAUACUGUAGAAUUCCUGCUUGAAGGAAAACUGUGAAUUCUUCUUUUUUUCUGUAACAGAAACGUAAAUGAUGGUGUAGUUAAGAUAUUGAAGUGAAUUCUAGAUUGAUUCCGUUGUUUCAAAGUGCGUGUAAACUAUUCGGCCGAAAGGAAUUAUUAAAGUGAACUAAUUUAUUGAAAA